Peronospora farinosa is the source of this 1008-nucleotide messenger RNA. The record is from the annotation of a GenBank genome assembly. Lineage: Eukaryota; Oomycota; Peronosporomycetes; Peronosporales; Peronosporaceae.
AUGAAGUUGGCUUCAAUUACAAGAGGAGACGAUGAAAAUAAGCAGAAGAAAAACAUUCAGGAUCUCAUGGAACGUGUUCAACAGUUUCAGGAAGAGCAGCAGCGGUUGAUAGAUGAAGAUAGUAAUGAAGAAGCACUGAUGGAGAGAAUGCAAGAACUGGCACUUUUAGAUCAAGCUGGAAAAUUGACAUUGGAAAGCUUAACUGCAGAAGAAAGGAAGAGAUUCUUAAGAGAAGUAGCAGAUGGACGACUUGGAAAACUUGUGGGGCUCUGGACACCGUGGUGGUUUAUGUCGGAGCGCAAAUACUGCAGCGAGACCACGGCUCGACGACGACAGUUCAUAUUGGAGGAGAUUGAGGACGAUGGGUACGAGAACGAGGAGUUGAUAAUGGUGGAGCCUGCGGUUUUAUAUCCGGUUGGGCUGUUUACGAACAGUGAAGCGCAGAACAUGCCUGAUGGCAUCAUCGCUUUGCUGCCAGGUGGAAGAUUACCGUCGCCGUGCCUGCGUUUCAAUUUAAUCGAAGUUCUAUUUGCUUACACGCUCGUGCUUCGCGCUUUUAAUGGCGACUAUGGACAAGAUGUGGCAGAAGCGGCCCUGAUGUUACUAGAUUUGUGCCAAGUCCUUAGUCUGGAUGCACGAUACGGGUCUGUCGAACACGUCUGCGUGACUUGUUUGGAAAAGCGGUCGAGUGACGGACCAGCCGCAAAUGCACUGGCUAUCCAGGACACACAGCAGCUUUUACGUUCUGAUGUAUUUCUACUUGAUGCUCUCAGUGACACGCAUGCUCUUUUGAAGAAAUAUGCUCAAGAGCUCGCGCGUAGCGGUGAAACCGACAAACAAGCCAGGAAGGAGAAGAAGGCAGCAAUGAAAAAGCUUACAGUAGUGCAGAAAAAGCUCGAGUUUUAUAAAACCUGGGCAUACCGUACGCCGAUCGAUGAGUUCCGAGCGCUCGUGGCGGAGAUCGAAGCGUACGUAAACGACAAGAAACUGCUCGGUGCAAAAGGUUAG